GGGAAAGGCUUAAUGAAGGAUUUGAAGUUCGUUUUAGACGAGCUGAAAGUCUUUUUGAAUCAGAAUUGACAGCAGCAAAAAUGUUAUAUACAAGGGAAUUGCAAGCAUUGAGAGAACAUGAAGAGGCCCUUAAAGACGAAUUAGCUGCUAGACAGGAGGAAUUUCAAGAUAAAUUAAUUGAAUUACAGCAUUAUUCGAAGCAAGCUAAAGAAGAGGUUGUUAAUUGUAGAAAAGAGGUUGUACAGCUAGAAGAAAAAUUGAAAGAAAAAGCUGCUGAAAUUCAGCGGUUGGCUAAAGAGCUUUCUGCCGCCCGUCGCCAAACAGAAGAUUCCUUCCGUCGCCUAAGUGAAGCCCGUUCAGAAGCUGAACAAAACCAAGGCCUUUUGGAAGAACAAAGAGAACAAUUAGAACAAAGAAAUGCUUUAUUAAAAAAUGCGGAAGAGUUGCGAGCUAAAUUAGAACAAACAAUUGGGGAAUUAAGAAAAGAAGUUAUUGCAUUAGGUAAUCGAGUAGAUUUACUUGAAAUUGAGAGAGAUGGGUUAAGGGCACAAGCAGAAAGUCAGACAGAGCUUCAUGAAUCCCAAUUAACGGCAUUGGAAGCGAUGUUAGAAUCAGUUACAAGAGAAAAAGAAGAAUGUGCCGAACGUUGUGAAGAAACACUCCAAAAGGAACGAGCUGAAGCAGAAGAAAGAGAAUCUACACUUAGAGGGGAGUUUUCGACAAAAUUGAGUGAAUUAGAAGAACAAUAUAACGGAUUGAGGGAACAUGUAGAAAGGGAAGAAGAUGGAGAAUUUGGACCUGAAAAUGAGAAAUUAUGGGAAGAAGUUGAAUUAUUGAGAGCAGAGAAGACUGAUUUGGAGGAGAAAAUUGAAAAACAACAAAUUGAUAAUAAAGAAUUAUCACGAGUAAUUAAUUCAAUUGAAGGCAAAUUAAAAGUAGAAAAUGAAGAGGAAGAAGAAGCGGAGGAAGAGAUUGAAAUGGAUAAAUUAUUAGAAAAGUUAUACGAAUUGGAACGAAGUGUUGAGGGAAUAGUAAAGGAAAAGGAACGUGCCGAAGCAAGACUAGAACAAUUACAGGAGGGAGAUGUUAAUGCUGGUUGGAAACGUGCAGAUGAAUUAACUAAAGAAUUGGAGGAAGAAAAAAAAAAAUUGGCUGAAGUAGAAAAACGACUUGAAAUUGAAUUAAAUUCGAAAAGUGAAGUUGAAAGGGUUGAUCUCCUUGAAAAAGAAUUAGCUAAUAUAAAGGAACAAUUGGAGGAAGAACGUGAAAAGUCAGAGAGGGAAUUGAGACGUUUGGAAUCUCAACACGCGUUAGCAUUAGAGCUAAAAAUUGGGGCAUUAAAUAGAGAACAUGAACGUACUGUAGAAUUUAUACAACAAAGAGAGCAGGAAUUGGCUAGAAAAUUGGAAUUAAUAAAUGAUAAUGAUAAAUCAGAAAAAAUUCUGGAAGAACAUGAAUGUCAAACAGAAUUACUUGAUGAAAAAAUUUUUGAAGAGAAGGAACAAAAAAUGAUAACCAAUAAAGAGGCGUUGAACAGGGAGAAGGAACUUAUUGAAGUAAUAAAGCAAUUGCAAGCUGAACUAUCCGAAGCUUACAACAAACAAGCAUGUAAUUGUUGCUUCAACAAAAAGGAGCUGCGUUCGCAAAGUAUAGCCAAUACAAGUGAACAUUUGGCAUUUUGCCAAAAAGCAACAGGAGCACGUUUAACAGUUGAGGAAUUAUCUCAAAGAAAGGAUUGUUGUCAAAGACACGAACAUUGGAGGUGUUCUUCUUCAAAUAGUGGAAGAGGGAUUGCUGGGAGGAUGGAAGCUAUUGCCCCACAAGAAUUAACUCCAGAACAUUCACAACAUAGACUUCAUUCACCUAUUGGAAAUGUCCACCACCGCAUUUCUCCCUCCCAUCAAUUAUUUUUCGGCAAAGGCUCAUCUCCAAGUAGUGAAAAAGCAGAGAAACGACCAGCAUGGAAAUUUUGA
Messenger RNA from Meloidogyne enterolobii, 1973 nucleotides. Lineage: Eukaryota; Metazoa; Nematoda; Chromadorea; Rhabditida; Meloidogynidae. The record is from the annotation of a GenBank genome assembly.